Molecule: messenger RNA, 4010 nt
Organism: Rhinolophus ferrumequinum (greater horseshoe bat)
Lineage: Eukaryota; Metazoa; Chordata; Mammalia; Chiroptera; Rhinolophidae
Gene: MYD88
Product: MYD88 innate immune signal transduction adaptor
Exons: 5
Coding region: 1471-2361 (296 amino acids)
Biological process (GO): defense response to Gram-positive bacterium; MyD88-dependent toll-like receptor signaling pathway; Toll signaling pathway
Cellular component (GO): plasma membrane
Molecular function (GO): Toll-like receptor binding; TIR domain binding
Source: RefSeq, a predicted model, not a curated record
GGGCUCGCGGUCCUCGCCAAGAGUCUCUGAUCAGAGUCCCGCCUGCCGAAGCCUGCGGCUGUCAAGCAGGAAGUGGACCUUUCUGAAGCCCCGCCCGGGAAUGGAGACGGGAAACCUUUCCACUGGCAGCCCCGCCUGCUGCCGAACCGGAGGCGGUACUCCUGGAGUCGUCUUGGUACCUUAAAGCAAACUCCGCUACUGCCUGGGCUCCCUUCACCUACAACCCUACCCACUGGGCGCCGCCAAACAGAAGGCGGGACCGCCGGGAGCACGGCCCACCGCUCCUGGCUUGGGAAGGAGAAGGCCCGGACUCGAACCCCUUUUUCUUUUCCUAGUCUUUUCCGCAGUCCCCUGGGUCCCAGCAUCCAAAGUGGGAGACCUAAAUAAUUCCGAGACGCCCCAGAGUCCUACCUCGACAUGCUUAGGCUGUCCUGGGAAGUCUCUCGAGAAGACUGAAGGAAUUUGGGAUUCUGAAGGGGCAGGAGAAUAGAUUAUAGAAAGGUGCCGAGAUGUGACAAGCUUCUUAUCUGGAGAGAGCAUCAUAUACUUCUUACCAAUUUUACAGUCAUUUUGGAUGAUUUGAUUAGUACCCACUUCCACCACUAGGCUGGGGUUCGCACCAAGGCAGGAAGGCCCCUGUGUCCUGGGAGCCUGCGACAUGCUUGACAGUAGGUGAUCAAUAAAUACCUACUGAAUGAAUGAAUGAAGCAGAUCUCAGGACUGUAUCCUCCCUCCACCCCUAAAGAGCAAGGCCAGGUUCCUCCCAAUGGCAGGUUCCUCCUAGACCCCAGAGAGUAGCAUUGCGUUACCCCCAGACACCGAAGGCCAGGGUGCCCUGUUACUCCCAACCCUGGAGGGUAGGGUGUGACCUCUACCUUUCAAGAGCAGGACGGUUGCAUGCCUCAGACUCCAGAUGGCAGUAAGUAUGCCCUUUCCCACCUCGACCGCUGAAUGCACAGCCGGGGACUCCCCGUACUCCUAGAGGUAGGAUUGUGUGUUCCCAAGAGAUCGGAGGUGAGGGUGGGGUGGGGGCAGAACCAAUGCCUUCCUCCUUGUCCCCUCCCUGCCACCUUCAAGGGCAGAACCGCAUGAACUCCUCAGAUCCCCAGUAGAAAGAUGUGACUCCACCAACCAAAUCCCAAAGAGCAAAGCCCCUGUUUCCUACAAUCCCCAAAGGAGGGUCGGCGUUCCCCCGCUGCACCAGACCCUCGAGCACAGGUCGGUGGACCUCCUCAGACCUCAGAAGGCUAGUAUCCAGUUCCCACAUCCCACAUUCCGGGUGGCCGGAGCGCAGGAGCCUGGCACCCCCACCUCCCCAUCUCUGUGGGUGCUCCAGAUUGAACGGCAGGGCGGCACUUCUCGGAAAGAGAAACCCGCGGGGCGGGGCCGAGGGUAGGGUGCCGUACGGGAAGGAGGAAGCACGGACCGGCGACGCGACUCUACAGCGCGGAAGCUCCAGGGCGGCUCGCCAUGGCUGCAGGAGUCCCCGGCGCAGGCUCGGCGACCCCCGUCCCCUCCAUGUCCUCCCUGCCCUUGGCUGCACUCAACGUGCGAGUACGGCGCCGCCUGUCGCUGUUCCUGAAUGUGCGGACGCAGGUCGCGGCCGACUGGACCGCUCUGGCAGAGGAGAUGGACUUCGAGUACUUGGAGAUCCGGCAGCUGGAGACGCACUCCGAUCCCAUGGGCAGACUGCUGGACGACUGGCAGGGACGCCCCGGCGCCUCGGUGGGCCGUCUGCUGGAGCUGUUAGCUAAGCUGGGCCGCGACGAUGUGCUGCUGGAACUGGGGCCCAGCAUCGAGGAGGAUUGCCAAAAGUAUAUUCUGAAGCAGCAGCAGGAGGAGUCUGAGAAGCCCUUACAGGUGGCCGCUGUAGAUAGCAGCGUCCCACGGACAGCAGAGAUGGCGGGUAUUACCACACUUGAUGACCCCCUGGGGCAAAUGCCUGAGCGAUUUGAUGCUUUUAUCUGCUACUGCUCCAGCGACAUCCAGUUUGUGCAGGAGAUGAUCCAGCAGCUGGAACAGACAAACUAUCGGCUGAAGUUGUGUGUGUCCGACCGCGAUGUCCUGCCUGGCACCUGUGUCUGGUCUAUCGCCAGUGAGCUCAUUGAGAAGAGGUGCCGCCGGAUGGUGGUGGUUGUCUCAGAUGAUUACCUGCAAAGCAAGGAAUGUGACUUCCAGACUAAGUUUGCGCUCAGCCUCUCUCCAGGUGCCCAUCAGAAGCGACUAAUUCCUGUCAAGUACAAGGCAAUGAAGAAAGAGUUCCCCAGCAUCCUGCGGUUCAUCACUGUCUGCGACUACACCAACCCCUGCACCAAAUCCUGGUUCUGGACUCGCCUUGCCAAAGCCUUGUCCCUGCCCUGAAGACGGCCCUGGGACCCCAGGGUGUGCAUGUCUGUCCGCCGGUACAUGUACUUCUGGCCCGGCCUCCUCCUGUGGUUGUAGGGGGACUCUGUUCCACUUGCCUCUCAAUUCUUGGAGAUACCAACUCCCCAGGGACAUCUGUAGCCAUGCUACAGACCUGGACAUCACAUCUCACAUCCUGCAUGGACUCAGUGGCUGUAAGUGUGUCCACUUGCUGGGUUAUCAGCCAGGACACUGAAAACCAGAGGCAGCUGGGACUACCAAGUGGACCAGAGGAGGCAGCUCUGACCUGUCCACACAUCUUAGACCUCAGUUUUUCCACUAGAGAACUGAGGAGGAUGGGAGAACAGGCAGUAGCUAUGUUUGAAUCACUGUAGGAAAUGGUAAAGCAUUGUUCUGGCUCUCUCGGGGACACAGAUCUUGGCUGAGAAAGAGCUGGUCCAUACGUUGGCCACUGCUUGGGACCACCGCGCUGCCAGGGCAGCUGCUUCCACAAUGGUGCCUACUUGUUGCCCACCUCCCAUUCCACUUCCUCCUGCUCCAUGGGGUAGAUGCUGGCCCAACCCAGGGAGAUCCCAACUUGAGCCUAAUUCCCCAAUGGGUUCACCUCUCAUCUGCCUCUUUGAUUCCUCCCAGCCUCUGCCCACCUUCAGUGUGACAAGUCCCUUGAGUAGCUGGGGCUGCUUUUCACAUCCACCCAUCAAGAUGACUGUGGUCAUACUCUCAGCUCUGCCUGGCACGGGAUGGGAUCCAUCAAGUUCGGAUUCUGAGGUUGGGUCACCAUGGUGGUGUAAGCAGGAAACAUUCCUCCCUGGGCCACCUACACAGAGCUUUCCAUCAACCUUCUGUAAAUUGAUUGCCUUACAAAGUUGUUUGCUGGGACCAGUUUACAGCAGGUGACCACACAAGGGCCUCCUGCCCCAAACCUUGUGGGCACAUGACACAUACACACACAGACACAUACACACACACACUCACACACACACACACACACUCACACACCUUCAUGCACGCAUUUCCCUGGGUACAGUACCCAGAUAUGGCUGGGUGAGAGUCCUACCAUUGAAGAGGCCGAACCUGGACAAAGAUGGGACCUUCUUCUAUUCCUUUGCUCUUUCUUCCCACUUCACUGAAACCAGACUCAAGAAAGGACCAAUAUGCCAGCAUUUACACCUUCAGUGAAACACAGAACAAGGAAGAGGGCUGCUUGAAUUCACACGGCAAGUCAGCUCCCGCACAGCUGUUUUUCCCUCCCUGGGGGAUUUGUACCUUAGUGAACUUCAAGCUCUCCUUUGGGGAGAAAAUGUCAUGGUCUCAGGUCUCUGUCCCAGGGUAGAACCUAGGACCCUAAAUCUAAUAGAAAAUGGGUGCCUUCUCUGCUCCACCUCUAGCCAGGGCUGGAGCAACGUACCUUUCCUGGGGGUCUGGGGAGGGACUGGAGGCCCCCCCGCAUGAUCGUAGUGAAGCACUUAGUUACCAUGCGCCUAUCUCCACUUUGAUAUGGGGAGUAUUUUACAACAAUUUCAACAAAGUAUCUCACACCUAUUUUGUACGCAUUGUGAGAAUUUCAAAGAGCUGAGAAAUGCCUGUAUGUGUCAUUUCUCCUUCUGUAUCCUGGUUUUAUAAUAAAGAGUUUUCUACUUUGGGAA